AUGUUAUCGACUCGAUGGCCUCCAAGACAGGUCCCACUUUUGAUAGAGUGCAAGUCCGGAGCAGUACCCCGUUUCACAUACUCGGAUGCUAACAAGAAUAAGGAAGUGGUGUGGUCACGAGAAACAUUAUUCGUCUAUCUAGUGAUCCGAAGGAAGUACAUUCCGGGCACAAAGAUGGUCUUUGCCGGCAUUAAGAAACCCGGUGAACGUGCCGAUCUCAUCAAGUAUAUCGAAGUGGAAGGUGCCAGCCAUCAAUUAAUGAAAAAAAAAUGA
Messenger RNA from Cooperia oncophora, 273 nucleotides. The record is from the annotation of a GenBank genome assembly. NCBI's taxonomy places the organism in Eukaryota, Metazoa, Nematoda, Chromadorea, Rhabditida, Trichostrongylidae.